Centruroides sculpturatus (bark scorpion) is the source of this 2398-nucleotide messenger RNA. RefSeq names its product toll-like receptor 2 type-1. Lineage: Eukaryota; Metazoa; Arthropoda; Arachnida; Scorpiones; Buthidae. Gene Ontology annotation, cellular component: membrane. Bases 34 to 2304 code for a protein of 756 amino acids. Gene Ontology annotation, biological process: immune response; inflammatory response; toll-like receptor signaling pathway. The transcript has a single exon. The record is from RefSeq and is a predicted model, not a curated record. Gene Ontology annotation, molecular function: transmembrane signaling receptor activity; protein binding.
UCUUCAAUAUACCAAUUAAUAUAUUUUUCAGAUAUGUCAUUGGUAUCAUGGAUCAUCGUUUCAUUCAUCUAUGCUUUACGGAUUAUUUACGCUUCGGAAAUAAAUGUAAAAAAUUCUACAGUUAAUGACAUUUUGCUGAAUGAAUAUUGUAAUUCUUCAUUAGAUUAUAGAAACCAUCUUCAAAUAUCAUGCAAAAUUUACGAUUUUGUUGAAGAUACAUUUCCAUUUGACAUUAGUGAACAGGAUACGAUUGGACUGAUAUUUACACUUGAAAGUGAUGAAUCAGUUUAUAAUGCCAGUAACAAUAUUAUUUUAUGGUAUACAAAUUUUAUAAUGCAGAAAUUUUCAACAAAAGAAAAUCAUAAACAUGAUAUAAAAUUUCCAUUAAUGAACACGUUGAAAUCAUUAUUUAAAUAUAUGUAUCGAGUCGAAAUUCAUCUGAAGUAUGAAAAAGGGAUAUUGGAUGAAUCCGUUGAAAUAGCUUACAUUUGUAAUGAAACUCUUCCGAAUUUUCAAACUUUUCUUACUUACAAUAUUCCGAAUACAACGUGCAAGUUAAUUUUUAAAAUAUACUUAGACAAGAUAUUCUCUAACAUUUGGGAUGAGGAAAAUCAAAGUUGGGAAAUGGUAGAUACUGUCAGUAAUCAGCUGAAACAGAAAUAUCAUCUCAAUAAAUCAACAUUUACAGAAAUGAGUCUUUAUUUCAAGGAUGCGGUUAUAGAUUUAGACCUUAACUUAAUAAGCAAUUUCACUAUAAUUAAACUGGAAUUUCCACAAAAUAAUAUUGCGUUUAUAAAAAACUAUGCUUUUCCUUCUAUUCCUAGAUUACAGGUGUUGAAUAUGACAGGAGGUAAAAUUAAAUUUAUUGAGAACCAUGCAUUAGAUUAUAUUACUGGUUUAAAAGUAGUAGACUUCAGUAAAAAUAAAUUAAAUGCAAUACCCAAAAUAUUUUAUGAAUCUCACUUUGUAAAUUUGACGUACUUAAAUUUAGAAGAAAAUAAACCUAAUAAUAAAAAGUUUUCUUUAUCACCACGUUCUCUGACAUCGUUACCAUCUUAUUUGAAAAUACUUAGACUUUCCGGAAACCAUGUAGUGGAAUUAGGAAAAGGAUCCUUUGAUUCUUUUCCACAUUUACAGUAUCUCUUUCUUGAUCAUUGCAGUCUGACUUUCAUACCCGAAGGAACAUUUCAUAACUUAAUCGCUCUCAUUUCCCUUGAUUUGGAUAACAACAACUUGGAAACUCUUCCUGAAGAUAUCUUUGCAACUUUGUAUUCUCUUCAAUAUCUCAAUUUAAGUAAUAAUCAUUUUGUAGACAUACCCGCACGAUCUAUUAACAUGGCAUUAAAUUUUCGAUAUAAUUUGUCAUAUCCCCGUCUAAAAUAUUUAAAUUUAAGAAAUAAUCAAAUCAAAGAAUUUUCCGAAGAUUUAACAGAUUUUUCUCUGCUGCAUAGUUUUGAUUUGUCUUCUAAUUAUAUAAGCUUCUUUUCUAAAGAAAUUCUUGAGAUUUUAUUAAAAAUCGAUUAUGUUAAUUUAUCUUCUAAUUCAUUUUACUGUUCGUCCUGCAAUCUUUAUUAUUUGCAUACGUGGCUGAAUGCCACCGAUUAUAGAGAUUCCGACCUUUUUAUUUGUUCUCUUCCUAUAGAAUUAACUGGCAAAAAGGUGAAAGAUCUUAAUUCUAAAUAUGAAGAUUGUUUGGAUUUUGAUACGGAUACAACGGUAAUAAUCUUUGCAUUAGUGAUAACUGUUUUGUGUUUUAUAUCAAUAUUAAGUAUAGUUAUGUAUUACUAUCGUUGGUAUCUUCGUUACUUUCUGUUUCAUUUUAAAAAGGCAUUCUGCAAUUUUAGGCAGGAAGAAAACUUAUUGCAAUUUGAAUAUGAUGCAUUUAUAGCGUAUUGUGUGACAGAAACGAAAUGGGUAUUUGAACAAUUGGUACCUCAUCUGGAAUCAGAAGAAUUUGGAUUAAAACUUUGUAUACACGAUCGAGAUUUUCUUGCAGGCAGAAAUGUUACCCAAAAUAUUAUUGAUAGUAUUGAUAAAAGUCGUAAAAUAGUAGUGUUACUAUCUAACCAUUUUAUGAAGAGUGAAUGGUGCAUGCUUGAAAUACAUUUAGCUCAACAUAGAUUAUUUGAGAACAAAAGAGACGAUUUGAUCCUAAUAAAAAUGGAAAAACUUAACAAAGAUCUAAUUAAAAAUCCCAUUCCAUAUCUACUUAAAACUAGAACAUAUCUAGAAUGGCCUCGUAAAAAAGAAAGUAAUCUUUUAUUUUGGAACAGAUUAAAAGAAGCUAUUAAAACUCAAGUUUAAGUUAAUAUGACAUAUAAAAUGUAAUGUAAUUAAUAUGAUAUAUUAACUAAUCUAUGGAAAAUUAUAAAACUUUUUAUUAAUGUUUAAAUAUAUU